AUGACUGUUGAGCCAUACCAACCUGUAGCUACCUCUCCAACCAAGUAUAAACCAGGCAAUACAGGGAAAAAUGCAGAGGAAUGUGAUGUUCAAGCUGAUAUUAUUGUCUUGUUUGACGACUCCUCUAGUAUCCAAUAUGAUAACAAGGAAAAUUACCAAAUGAUGAAAAACUUCGUCAAAGAGCUCGUUGACAGUUUCACAACUGUAGGUGUCAACGGACAUAACGGCUCACAAUUUGGUGUUGUCCAGUUUUCUCAAGGAGUUAAAACAGCAUUCCCCUUAAACAAAUUUAAAUCAAAGGAGGAUAUAAAGAAAGGAGUACAAGAUAUGGUACCAAGAAACGGGGGACAAACUGAGAUUGGAACUGGUCUGAGGCACGUUCGUGAAAACAGUUUCAGUGGCGCAGAAGGUGGUGGUAAUCCAGAUAAACAAAAGAUCGUGAUAUUGAUGACCGAUGGUAAGAGUAACGCAGGAGAUCCACCUCAGCACGAGGCUCAUAAAUUGAAAGCCGAAGGCGUCACAGUCAUCGCUAUUGGAAUUGGUCAAGGAUUUGUUAAAACCGAACUUGAGCAGAUUGCUACAAUGAAAAAUUACGUCUUGACCACCAACUCCUUCUCUGAAUUAUCCACACUGCUCAAAUUGGUAAUCGAUCUUGCAUGUGAAGUGUGUGUUGUCGACUGUGCCGGACAUGCUGACAUAGCAUUUGUUUUUGACGCUUCUUCAAGUAUUAACGCUAACAACCCAAACAAUUACCAAUUGAUGAAAAAUUUCAUGAAAGACAUCGUUGAUAGAUUCAACAAAACUGGUCCCGAUGGAACCCAGUUUGCUGUAGUAACCUUUGCUGACCGGGCCACAAAACAAUUCGGGUUAAAAGACUACUCAUCCAAAGCUGACAUCAAAGGAGCCAUUGAUAAAGUGACGCCAUCAAUUAUAGGACAGACAGCAAUCGGGGAUGGAUUAGAGAAUGCUAGGUUAGAAAUCUUUCCGAAUAGAAAUGGUGGAGGACGUGAGGAAGUACAGAAGGUGGUAAUUCUGUUAACAGAUGGACAAAAUAACGGCCAUAAAUCUCCCGAGCACGAGAGUUCGUUGCUAAGGAAGGAAGGAGUUGUCAUUGUUGCUAUUGGAGUUGGAACUGGAUUUCUGAAAUCUGAAUUGAUUAACAUAGCCUCAUCUGAAGAAUACGUGUUUACAACAACCUCAUUCGCUAAAUUGUCAAAGAUUAUGGACGAUGUUGUAAAACUAGCCUGCAUGAGUUGUAAACCACGUGCACACAAGAGAGGAUCAGGAGGUGGAUCCAGCCCUAAUGUGUACUCACCACCAUCAUCACCGGACGUAUACACAUCACCACCACCAGUGUACACACCAGCACCACCAGUAUACACACCAGCACCACCAGUAUACACACCAGCACCACCAUCAUACACACCACAACAAGUGGUCACCCCAGUAAUAGAACCAAUACCGUCACCAGUAGAAUACAACACGCCAGCACCAUCACCAGUAUACACAGACGCACCGCCACAAGUGUACACAGUAGGACCGCCAGUAUAUACACCAUCUCCGCCGGCAGUGUAUACUGCACCACCGUAUGUAGCACCAGCUCCAGUAGAUGUUUACACUCCUGCUCCAGCAGAUGUUUACACUCCUGCACCAUCAGGAAGCAAAUGCUCUCCCGGAUAUUGUAAACAUUAUGGGUAUUGUAUGGACAUGGGAAGCAAAGCGCAAUGUCUCUGUUCUUCCGGUUAUACUGGUGAAAGAUGUGAGAACAAAGGUUCAAGUAGUCCAUCAAGCUCUGAAACGUAUGUACCAGAAGAAAGUACACCAGCACCAUACGUAGCUCCAGAACCGUAUGUGGCACCAGAACCGUAUGUGGCACCAGAGCCAUAUGUUGCACCGUAUGUGGCACCAGAGCCAUAUGUUGCACCGUAUGUUGCACCAGAACCAUAUGUGCCAGAGGUUGUCCAUGGAAAACCAGGAACACACGGCAACCCAGGAACACCCGGAGGACCCGGAUCUGAUGGAAGCCCAGGAACACCAGGACAACCAGGACCACCUGGACCACCAGGCUCACCAGGACCAAAUGGUGAAACAGGAGGUAGAGGAGCUGAUGGAAACCCAGGAUCUCAAGGAGCUGCAGGAGAGAAUGGCCAAGAUGGAAAACCAGGUACACCAGGUAAUCCAGGAAGAGAUGGAAACCCCGGUCAACCCGGUGGCAAGGGGCAAGAUGGUAUGAGAGGAGGUAAAGGGCUACCAGGAGACCCUGGUCAACCAGGAAGCGAUGGAACACCAGGUACUGAUGGAAAGAACGGACUCGACGGAAAAGAUGGUACAAUCCAUGUUGUCCUCGAUAACGCAGGAAAAUACACAAUAGGAUCAAUGGAGAAAGCAGAAAUAAAGAAAGAAAUUAAGUCAGCUUGGUCCGCAUGGAAGGGUGGUAACAAAUCACAAGGCCCUGCCGUCCGUCAAAAAAUGGGAAAGAAAGCAGCAUCCUCUUGGUCUGCAUGGAGUGCAGGAUCUCAACUCCCAACCGGUUGGUCAGCAUGGGGACAAGCAGGAAAUAAAGGAGUGAAGUCAGCAAUAGCACAACCAGUAAAGAACAACAACAUGCAAUCAGCCUGGUCAGCAUGGUCUGCAGGCAAUAACGGAAAUGGGAACAAAGGCUGGUCCGCAUGGUCAGCAGGUAAUAACGGAAAUGUAAACAAAGGAAGCUGGUCAGCAUGGUCAGCAGGUAAUAACCCAAAUGUGAACAAAGGUGGUCAGUCAGGCUGGUCCGCAUGGUCUGCAGGCAAUCAACUCCCAAAAGCGGGAACAAAGAAAGCAGUGCAAUCAUCUUGGUCUGCAUGGAGUGCAGGACCGCAAGUGGCUGCCAAAAAAGUUAAACAGAGUCUUGCUCCUGCAACCAGCGUUAAGCCAGCACAGGAUUCCUGGGGAGGAUGGAAUCCGUCUUCAGAUUCUUGGAGCGACUGGGGUCCAUCUUCAGAUUCUUGGGGAGAUUGGAAGAAAUAAAAUGACGGUGGAAAAUAUUAAUCAUUGAUUUACGGCAUUUAAUGGUCAUUAGCUCUUAUAUUGUAUUUAAAUAUUCAUCAUUAAAAUAUUUCCAUGCACUCAA
Messenger RNA from Mytilus trossulus (common blue mussel), 3109 nucleotides. RefSeq lists its product as uncharacterized. The transcript has 17 exons. NCBI's taxonomy places the organism in Eukaryota, Metazoa, Mollusca, Bivalvia, Mytilida, Mytilidae. Bases 1 to 3006 code for a protein of 1001 amino acids. The record is from RefSeq and is a predicted model, not a curated record.